Messenger RNA from Didymodactylos carnosus, 965 nucleotides. The record is from the annotation of a GenBank genome assembly. Lineage: Eukaryota; Metazoa; Rotifera; Eurotatoria; Philodinida; Philodinidae.
UAUUAAUUAUACUCGAUGAUAUGAAGUACAAUUUUUCAGCUCUUAUUUACAUAUGAUGAAUUAAAAGGUGUCACCCUUUAUCGGUUUUUUUUUGAAUUCUUAUAGAUUUGCAUUACUUGAAUUCGAAAACGAACAAGUAGCUGAAAAAAAUCAUGCCAAAUUACAAGGAAAACAAAUUCGAACAUGGAAAAUUCAAGUUGAUUUUGUUGGUGAAAAAUCGAAAUUUGAAAAGAAAACAGAUUUCGCGUUAGAUAAAAAACAACUUUAUAUUAGUCCGAUCAAAGAAACUGUUACUGUCAGCCAAAUGAAACAGUUGUAUCCCAAAUCAAAAUUUGUUAAACUACAAAAACGAAAAGUUGGAAAAAAUAAAGUUAUACAAUUUGCCUUUGUUACAUUUGAUGGUGAAAAAGAUGCUGAACAAGCUUUAAUUGCUCAUACAGAAAUAGGGGGUGAAAAAAUACAUGUCAGUUAUGCUCGUGAACAAAAACCGCAACAACAAAAGACAGCAGAUGAAACAAGUGGUCCACAAAAACAACAACAGAAAAAACAACCAGAGCAAGAAUUUGUGAUGAAUGCUAUCUAUGUUGGUCAAAUACCUGAACAUGUGGAAGAAAGUGAAAUUAAAAAGUUAUUUCCAAAAUCGACCAAUAUUGAAUUUUUUCCAGCACAACCGAGAAAACAAGGCGUCCGACUUGGCCACGCAUUUGUCGUCUUUUCUGAUGAUGCAUCAGCGGCAGCUGCUAUUAAACAAGGCCCUAGUCUAACGUUGAAACAGGCACAAUUGAAAAUAUCUUAUCGUACAAAACGUGCUGAACCACCGAAACGACCAUUACAGCAAGAACAAACUACUCCAACUAAUGCAAAAAAACAAAAAGUUGAAAAAAGUGAAACUGAAACACAAAUCAAAAAGCAACAGCAAACAACACCUAAUACUCCACAACAAAGCGUUAAAAAAGCUCAACAAC